CGUUUGAAGAUUCAAAUCAUUGUUUACCAAAAACUUAUUCCCAACGUACGUAACGUUUUGAAGAUCUAUAAAAUCUCGUUAUAUCAGUUUUAGAAGUAUCUGCAACAAACAUGAUUAAAACAAAGCCGUGGACUGGAGGUACAGAUGAAGAGUAUGAAACACAGCAUUUCGGUUUUGGUGCACAACGCCUCAAAAUAGCUGUACGACAAAUGGUUGAGCAAAAAAUUACGAACGGCGUGAAAGACAUGGAAUCUUAUUUGCAAGAAUCUUUGGAUCUGAACGAAACAGACAAAGCGACGCUAACGAGGUCAUGUGAUAAGCUAAUUCGUUUAUACUGUGAGCGUGCUGGACCAUCUCUCGCAGCUAUUGAUGAGGAGAUUGAACGCAUGUUAAAGAUCCCUCCGAAUGUGUUGUUGCCUGAAGAUGAAGUGCAGCUUGAACAAACAUCGGAUUCAGACUAUGAGAAGUUAAAAGAGGAGGUAGCUUCUUUACGGCAAAGGGUAGAAAGAGGUGCUUUAAUGGAGGCUUUACUCUCUGCUGAGGUAGAAGAAUUAGCGUCCUUAGAUAAAGUGUGUGAAACAGCAAAGAAGGACAUGGAAACCAUGGAUCUGAUCUAUAAGAGUGUUGACAAUAGUGAAUGUUUGAAAGCAGUGCAGAGUGAAACUGAUUUCCUUUGUGCGAGUGCAUCGUUUGUGAAGAAGCAAAGUGAUUUGUUUGAUGAAUAAGUUGUGUAGUUUAUUUUACAACUGAGCAUAAUAAUCUUCCAAUUGAUUAUUUAUGGAUCAAAACUCAAGGGAUUUUUAUCAUGCAGUCUAAUGUUUAUGUUGUGCCCGUUUAUUAUAAAAAUGUAUGAUUUGUAUUGCCGAUGGACCAUAGUAUUUUGACAAAUACUUCAUAGAUUAAUUUGUUCAAAUCUAUUUUACACAGCCUCUACAGUUUCAGUUGAAGGCUAAUGUUAAGUAGAUAAAUAAAACAUUACAAACAGUCA
This is a messenger RNA of Helicoverpa zea (corn earworm), 988 nucleotides long. RefSeq names its product protein MIS12 homolog. NCBI's taxonomy places the organism in Eukaryota, Metazoa, Arthropoda, Insecta, Lepidoptera, Noctuidae. Gene Ontology annotation, cellular component: chromosome, centromeric region; nucleus. Gene Ontology annotation, biological process: mitotic cell cycle. The transcript is spliced from 2 exons. The record is from RefSeq and is a predicted model, not a curated record. The coding region runs from base 111 to 725 and encodes 204 amino acids.